AGCCUCUUCCUCUCGAUUCGAUUUCUAAUUUUGUCAAACGAAUCUACGAAUCUUGGAAAUCGGUGAAGAAUGAUUGGAUUAGAGUUUGGGAUUUCUGUUUGAUUUGUGUGUGUGUGUGUGUGGUGAUUUUGCAGGUUUUACUGUUCACCCCUUACUCGAUUUAUUGUUCGGCGAUUCAUUGCGUUACUUUGAUACUCUAUAUUUGUGAUAUUUGGAUGCGAACUUUCAGAUCAAUCAGCUAUUAAUUCUUCCAAAUUCUUGCAUUCAUGGGGAAAUUAUACAAGAGAGCAUGUAUAUGAACUUAUGUUCAUUCUGUCAAUUGCAUAGACUCGUAGGAAAGAGUUUUUUCUGUCUGGUUUCUGAAACUUAUUGUGCUCUAAUGCAUUGGGUGAUGGAAAACUUGAAGGAUAAACUCAGGUCUCUUUUCCAUAGCAGAGGUUGUCUUGGAUGUCCUAAGGUCCCAUUUAUGACCACUGGUAAAAAGACAACUGGAGCUUCUAAAAACGAUUCAGCCACAAAUAAAGCUAGCAUGGUACAAGACUUUUGGAGUAGCAGCACAUAUGAGAUGGAUAAUAGUGCAGCUCAGUCACAAUUAAGUGCCUCUUCGGUUAGCCUUUCAAACCCGACCCUAGAUGGCCAUUGUAGUUCCGGAAGCAAUCCUCCUGAAUUUGUAAAUCGUGGUCGUCUUCUUUGGAAUCAGACAAGGCAACAAUGGAUUGGAGAGAAGGUGUCUGGCCACCGCAAAAAAGCUCAAGAACCUGCUAUAAAUUGGAAAGCAACUUAUGAUAAUUUGCUUGGGACCAACAAGCCUUUUCCACGGCCGGUUCCUCUACGAGAAAUGGUGAAUUUUCUUGUGGAUGUCUGGGAAGAAGAGGGAUUGUAUGACUGAAUCGCUGCAAGAUGAAGGGAUCGAUGUUUUUUUCAGCCAACUGCAACAUGAUUAUUUAGUUGAUAUCGUUGUGCAGAGUUUGUGUUUGUUUCGGCUGGUCUGAACCUAAGAACUGGGGUUCAUUACAGUUUUUAGAAAUCAAUUCAUCCUGAGAAAAUGUAGCCACAAAAUCUACAUUAUUUUGGGUUUAUAAACGUUGUGUUCAGUUAGAUGGGUUUGCCCCU
Messenger RNA from Cynara cardunculus var. scolymus (artichoke), 1113 nucleotides. RefSeq lists its product as uncharacterized. The transcript is spliced from 6 exons. The record is from RefSeq and is a predicted model, not a curated record. Bases 290 to 889 code for a protein of 199 amino acids. Lineage: Eukaryota; Viridiplantae; Streptophyta; Magnoliopsida; Asterales; Asteraceae.